AUGCAUGGGGCUGCAAUCGUGAAGAGUGUAUACACCGGACUGGAGCAGGUCGUGGUAGCGGCAUCAUGCGUUGACGUACAAGUUUCAGACGCAGCGACUCCGGGUCAGUCACGCCAGUCUACAGCCCAAGUGCUGCGGCUCCUGACAGGAACCCACACCCCAUCAGAGUUGGACGAGCUGGACGGUUGGAACGAUGUCCGCGCCACUUGGCCUUCGAGCUCAUGGCAGAUUGCCCAGCUGAGCCUGACAGCGGGUAGCCACAAUAUGAACAUGCAGACAGCCGCAAAGAGCGCUGCUAGCACUACGCUUUCGGGCAGGCUGCCCAACAGAUCAACUUCCACAGUGUCGGCUGUCAUGCACCCGCUUGAACGCAACAAAGGUAUAUGCCUGGAUAACUUGCGAGAGAUCUUCAAUACGAUGGUCAAAUCGUAA
Sphaerulina musiva SO2202 is the source of this 432-nucleotide messenger RNA. RefSeq lists its product as uncharacterized. The record is from RefSeq and is a predicted model, not a curated record. NCBI's taxonomy places the organism in Eukaryota, Fungi, Ascomycota, Dothideomycetes, Mycosphaerellales, Mycosphaerellaceae. The coding region runs from base 1 to 432 and encodes 143 amino acids. The transcript is spliced from 2 exons.